CCAAAUAUCAAAUUUCAAAAACCAAUAUCCAAAUAAAAGAACGCAAUAAGAAACUAAUGUCGAUAACUAAAAGAUAACUUUUAAACGCUUAUAAUUAGUGAAUGGUAUUUAGUUUCGAUAAAGAUGAUAACUAAUAAUUUUACGCAUGGAUUACUUUUAAUUAAAGAAUGUGAAACAAUCUUUGGAGAGCCAAUUUCAUAUAAAUAACGAAAAUAUUUGGAAAUAGCAACACUUGCAGUCGUGUGCAUUGUUGGAGCGGUUGUGGUCCAAGGAGAGUUCGACAAAAAGGAAGCUAUUGCCAAAUUUAUGACCAAAGCUAAUGAAUGUAAAACUGAAGUCGGUGCAACAGAUGCCGACAUGGAAGAAAUGCAUCAAUGGAAAUCAUCCUCAACUAUGGAAGGAAAAUGUCUACGAGCAUGUCUAAUGAAAAAGUACCAAGUGAUGGAUGAUUCGGGUAAAUUUGUUGCCGAUGUUGCCAUGAAACAUGCCGAAAAAGCAACUGAUGGUGCAGCUGAUAAAAUGAAAGUGGCCGCAGAGAUCGUCAACGCUUGCGCUGGAAUCGAAGUCUCAUCGGAACUUUGCCAAGCAGCUGAAGAUUAUGACAAAUGUUUCAUACAACAGGCUAAGGAUCAUGGCAUCGAUGAAAAUUAUUUAUUCUAAAUGUUGCUACGAUAAAGUACCAUUUAUUCGAUGAAUUUCUGGAAAUGAAAAAUUUAAUUUUUAUAAAGUAUUUUGUGACACCUUAAAAUUU
Molecule: messenger RNA, 751 nt
Organism: Musca domestica (house fly)
Lineage: Eukaryota; Metazoa; Arthropoda; Insecta; Diptera; Muscidae
Product: general odorant-binding protein 28a-like
Exons: 4
Coding region: 307-660 (117 amino acids)
Biological process (GO): sensory perception of smell
Molecular function (GO): odorant binding
Source: RefSeq, a predicted model, not a curated record